AUGAUGCCUCAGAAGGUUUUCGUAGUAUUCAGCGUAUUAUUCUUAGCGGUUUCUGCUAAAAAAGCAGAGAAAGUGAAAGUAGAGGAUCUACUGACAUCUGCUUCCGGUUAUGGUGGAGGUGGAUACGGCGGUGGAGGAUAUGGCGGUGGAGGAUUUGGUGGUGGAGGAUUCGGCGGUGGAGGAUUUGGAGGUGGAGGAUACGGAGGCGGGAAACAUGCCGUUGUUUUAGCCGUUCCUGUUAGCCUAGCAGUUGGAAAAGGAGGAUAUGGUGGUGGUGGAUUCGGAGGUGGUGGAUUCGGAGGUGGAGGAUUCGGUGGUGGAGGAUUUGGAGGUGGUAAAUACGGCGGAGGAGGCUACGGUGGCGGCGGAUAUGGAGGUGGUGGAUACGGAGGCGGCGGUUACGGAGGAGGCGGUGGUGCCGGUAAAAGUGUUGCGCUCCUUAGUGUUGGUGUAACUCACGUAAAAGGAGGAGGAUUCGGCGGUGGUGGACUUGGUGGAGGUGGUGGAUUCGGAGGAGGUGGAUAUGGAGGAGGCGGUUACGGUGGUAGCGGCUAUUAG
Molecule: messenger RNA, 558 nt
Organism: Centruroides sculpturatus (bark scorpion)
Lineage: Eukaryota; Metazoa; Arthropoda; Arachnida; Scorpiones; Buthidae
Product: acanthoscurrin-2-like
Exons: 2
Coding region: 1-558 (185 amino acids)
Source: RefSeq, a predicted model, not a curated record